Messenger RNA from Rhizopus microsporus ATCC 52813, 195 nucleotides. RefSeq lists its product as uncharacterized. The coding region runs from base 1 to 195 and encodes 64 amino acids. NCBI's taxonomy places the organism in Eukaryota, Fungi, Mucoromycota, Mucoromycetes, Mucorales, Rhizopodaceae. The record is from RefSeq and is a predicted model, not a curated record. The transcript is spliced from 2 exons. Gene Ontology annotation, cellular component: mitochondrial inner membrane.
AUGGCUGGUUCUGCUGGAGGAUUAGGAUUUCACCCACAUUUCCCAGGCUUCGCUCAUCGCUUCGUUGGUAAAACCUUAGGUGCUGCCAUGUGGUUCUGGAUGAUGUAUCGUGCUAAAGAAGACGGACCUGUUCUUUUGGGUUGGAGACAUCCUUGGGACCAUCACGGCGACGAUCACCAUGAUGAACACCAUUAG